GUGUAGACUAGUGCUGUACCGUUCAUGCACAAAUGUGCAUCGGAAAAGUGCAUAGAGUCACGAAAUUUUAACGUCGCCAUUUUUGCAGACUACAAGAUCUCACAGAGUUUACUCAGAAUUUUCUAACGACAACAAUUAACUAAGAAGCAAGCAAAAUGACUGGUCGUGGAAAGGGCGGAAAAGGCUUGGGUAAAGGGGGCGCUAAGCGCCAUCGUAAGGUGCUUCGUGAUAACAUCCAAGGCAUCACCAAGCCAGCCAUUCGUCGUUUGGCACGUCGAGGAGGCGUAAAACGUAUCUCUGGAUUGAUAUACGAAGAAACGCGUGGUGUUUUGAAGGUGUUUUUGGAAAACGUUAUUCGUGAUGCUGUCACCUACACCGAACAUGCCAAGCGUAAGACUGUCACCGCUAUGGAUGUUGUAUAUGCAUUGAAACGUCAAGGACGCACCCUCUACGGUUUUGGCGGCUAAACUUUUUAAUGCAGUUUAACCUGUAUAACAAGAUCCGAAAGGAUCGCUAAGCAGAGAAUAUUAACAUUACUACUUUUAAUGAAAAUGCUAUGACGUGAAAUACAAUACAAUCCAUUUAUUCCAAUGCAGUAUUUCAAUCGA
This is a messenger RNA of Rhagoletis zephyria (snowberry fruit fly), 608 nucleotides long. It is a transcript of the gene His4r, whose product is annotated as Histone H4 replacement. Gene Ontology annotation, molecular function: structural constituent of chromatin; protein heterodimerization activity; DNA binding. Gene Ontology annotation, cellular component: nucleosome. The record is from RefSeq and is a predicted model, not a curated record. Lineage: Eukaryota; Metazoa; Arthropoda; Insecta; Diptera; Tephritidae.